CGUUUGGUUACAAAUUGUUGAUUUUUGUUUUGUAAAAUGUUGUAAGUGUCGGACCCUUCACGUUUCUUGUGUAAUAACAGUAGAGUACCACAGUAGUGAUAGGGUCCCGUACCGCUGUAAGUAUGUUGUCGCUACCAAUUAGGUAUCAUGGCUGAAGAAAUGUGCGGCAACGAAAUAGCAAAUGACGGAAAAGGGAGAAAUUAGAACUUUAGCGGCCAUUGCCUUAAAUCGGCAGCUAUUGCUAUCAGGCGUCCGUGUGCUGUAGAUGGUUUUUUCUAGUGCAGUGAUAUUCGGUUUGAGAACCAAGUUCCCCCCCCCCCCCCCUUGACGUGGUCAAGUGGAUACACGGGAACAAACCUGCUCAGGUAAUAAACAUCCUGCACGGUUCUUGAAGAACAAUCUUAUAUUUAACUUCGUCCAAUAGGACCUCUUUUGUUGGACCUUUUAAUAGGUUCCACCGUCCAGCACACGGGUCGGCCCGCGAAGCCGUAAGGCUUCCGCGCCUAACUUGUAAAGGAGUUAAGCCGUCCGCCAUAGGACGAAAUCUCGGGCAUUGGCCCUGAUAGUAAAGGAGAUUACCCCUCUCGACCGUCCAAGGUGGCCAUGCCACGGCCGGCCAAUUGCGCCUAAGAGGGAAGACGCCUGCAUCCUCCCCCCCCCAGCAACGCCCGCUGGUCCGUCGGCCGAGUACCGGCCCACAACACCGCUCGCCCCGCCAUCCGGCGAGUUUUCCGGCCGCACAGCUCGACAGGAGUCGCUGUGUCGGCCAUCGAACCCACCAUCAACACAGCAGCGGUAUGUACCGGUACCACCGAACAUAGAAUAGGUUACACAUAACAAAUUUACACUAAAUUAUUACACAGACCAACACGCACACGCCACAGCUAGGUUUUCAAUAAAAAUUAUAUAAGAAACGUUAAAGAUCCGUGUUAAGUUUUUGUAUCGCGAAAGUGCCCUUGAUUACCCAGUAGCUAGCCGACCCUGGGAUUGCCGGAAUCUCUUGUGUCCUGAGUCGGCCCGGCACUGAUAGUUUAUCGAUUCGUUUCACUUGGCACCCAGCCAAAAGUCCGCGAAAGGUAAUCAAGGGACCGAAGUAGCAUACAAAAAUCUAACGAUUUUUGCCGACGGGAGGUGGCAGGGAUACGUGCUUGCACGUAUGUCUCGCCCCCUUACGCACUGUCCUAAACUCAGGUGAUUUAACUGUGAUAUUACGAAGCUUUUGCUUCAAAAGAGGUCCUGAGCACAUCACGGACACAUUUGCUCUUGAUUUUCGUUUUUACCGCAUUAAAAUUCGUUGAUGUUGGCAAAUUUUGUGUUUCGUGAAUCGUUUAUGUUGAUAUGUUUUCCGAUCAUAAUUGAACUUUACUGUACCUACUUGUCCAAUCAAUCAUGACAACAAUAGCGCACUAUUUAUUUUAACCCGUUUGUUUUGAUCCGUCCCAUUGUUUUAAGAUUUGAUUUCACCCACAACACACCCCACUGAUUCUCAUACGAUGACACGCAAGCGACGAGCAAAGGCUGAAACCAAUUAUAAUCCAAUCAAUUGGCAGCCGUCGACGUACGAUGCGGACGAGUCGGACUUAGAGGAAUGGUUUGAAAUGCCUCGUCCGUUGCUCUCGACGUAUCCUAACUACCCGCUAGAGGAGUUAGAGCUGGACCUCGAAGAAACUUUGCAAACCAUCAGGGAGCAAAGGACUUCGGGGGUGAUGAUGCCAGCAGACGUCGGUAAAAUUAAACGUAUCAUUUACCUAUUCAUGCGUGACAUGAACAUCGUCACAUGCGAUGUAAAUUCUCGCUAUUUGCCCCCCAGCGCGACUUGCGAAUACAGGGCGCCGGAAUCAGAACCAGAGGAAGAGAUCGAGUUGAUCAUCCCUAGUUCCGAUUCCGAUGAUUUUGAAAUGUCCUUCAGCGAGACCGAACCUGAUUCGGAAGACCACCUUCAGGUCGAAAAGGGAACGAAAAGGAGCCCAAUGUCACGCUAUUCUUCCGGUUAUUUCUCUCCCGAAAUUGACACCAGUAAGUCGGUGCUUCAUUCAUCGAAAUUUCCCCGAGACUUACCUGGUGAAGCUUUCCAAUCUUCAAAGCAACAAACUUCGAACCCCGAAUCCCUCCGAAAGCAGACCCGAUCGUUCAAGAUCCGGAAAAAGGCCAACCUAAAUCUUCGAGCGGAACCUACGGCCAAAGAACUGUGCAGCGAACCUACUUCGAUAUUGGAACCCUACCCUUCAACGAAUAUUCCCCGUUCCGGACGCACACCUGGAACCCCCCAAAAGGUAUUUUCUCACAACAAAAAGAAGAACAAAUCCAUCUAAAUUUGCAAUAAAUUUAUUCAGUAUCAUUUUCUUUUCACUUCACUUUCAAUUCUUCGGCAGUUUGCCAACCAUCCGGUGAGGUGCGGGAGUUACGAUUUUACCCCAGUCGCCGGCGGCAGACAUCGCCGAAUGGAAGUGACCUGUAAAAGAGUAAAUGAACCGUUUUAACAAUUAAAUAACACCGAAGGACUAAUGGUUUGUUAGUCGAUUGUGUUAGUUGUUAUGAGAAUCGUUAGCUGUUAGUUCUGUUUUAGUCGGACCGACGGAUGAAAGACUCCGGACGGUCGUGAAGGAAGGCUAACAUACAAGAAAGUCAGAUCCAACUUACCUUCAAUAUAUUCGGGGAUCCAUAGCAGGGCUGACAGGACCGGAGGAAGAAGCGAGGGGUGAACAAGUUUCCUCAUCUUCCCCACCUGUGGAGUGCCUGUGAGGGGAUUGCUCACUGUAGAAAUC
Aedes albopictus (Asian tiger mosquito) is the source of this 2765-nucleotide messenger RNA. RefSeq lists its product as uncharacterized. The transcript has a single exon. NCBI's taxonomy places the organism in Eukaryota, Metazoa, Arthropoda, Insecta, Diptera, Culicidae. The record is from RefSeq and is a predicted model, not a curated record. The coding region runs from base 1494 to 2312 and encodes 272 amino acids.